Molecule: messenger RNA, 1020 nt
Organism: Cyphellophora europaea CBS 101466
Lineage: Eukaryota; Fungi; Ascomycota; Eurotiomycetes; Chaetothyriales; Cyphellophoraceae
Exons: 1
Coding region: 1-1020 (339 amino acids)
Biological process (GO): mRNA splicing, via spliceosome; maintenance of RNA location
Cellular component (GO): nucleus
Molecular function (GO): mRNA binding; protein binding
Source: RefSeq, a predicted model, not a curated record
AUGUCGGACUCCCACUACCAGCGUGACAAUGGGCGACCGAGGGCGAGACCGAGAUCACCUAGUGGGCGCGAUAGCCCUGAACAUUACGCUAGAGACCCCCGGAGUAAGGACAGUCAGCAUGACCGACGCCACAAGCGCAGUCGGUCGCGCAGCCAGGAACGUCCUCGGAAAAGAAGAUCAGUGACACCAGAGCAGAGGUACAGCAGACAUAGAUCAUCAAGCCCAAUCUAUAAGCCGCGAAGAAAUGAAUCGAGAAGCCCAGAGUACAGGAACGGCGCUCGCGCGUCGCCGAGACCCCAAUCAAGAAGCAGAGACGCCCGCAACGGCCACCAUCGAGGAGGGGACAGACGUAAAGACGACCACCACCACCGCCGUCGACCACACUCACGGUCCCACUCGCCGAAGCCGCUCGAGCGCUCACGCGGCCCUCUUCCGUCACAAAACGAUGCCUUCACCGGCGUCGACAGCGACACCUACAAGGACAAAGAUGGCAACGUGCAGAAAAAGGAAAAGCCCAACUGGGCGCCCACGGGACGGUUAGCUGCCGCCGCCAACACCAUCCGCACCGCCAAUCGGUCCAUCGUGCUCAAGUUCCAUGAGCCGCCCGAGGCACGGAAGCCGCCCGCGUCGCAGCCCUGGCGGAUGUACGUCUUCAAGGGGGACGAGAUCCUGGAGACGAUCGAGCUGGGGAGCCAGAGUUGCUGGCUGUUCGGCCGGGAGCCGGCGGUGUGCGACGUGAUGCUUGAGCAUGGGAGCUCGAGUAAGCAGCAUGCGGUGUGGCAGUGGCGGUGGCGGGAGGAGAGGGGGGAGUGGGGGGAGAAGAAGGGCAGGGUCAAAGGCUAUGUGCUGGAUUUGGAGAGCGUCAAUGGUACCACGGUCAAUGGGGUUGAUAUUGGGAAGGCCAAAUACUAUGAGGUGAGGAAUGGAGAUGUAGUAAAGUUUGGUCACAGUGAAAGGGAGUAUUUGGUGCAGCUACCGCCAAGGGAAGACAAGAAAGACGAGGGCGGUACGGCAGGUUAG